Messenger RNA from Hyalella azteca, 857 nucleotides. Its product is annotated as trophinin. The transcript has 4 exons. NCBI's taxonomy places the organism in Eukaryota, Metazoa, Arthropoda, Malacostraca, Amphipoda, Hyalellidae. The record is from RefSeq and is a predicted model, not a curated record. The coding region runs from base 159 to 857 and encodes 232 amino acids.
ACAGAGUUCAAUCUCAUCAUUCACUUAAAGGUUUCUUUCGAAGGCAGCCUAGCUAUUUUGCCACGAAGCGGUUUGCAGGAAAAGUAAUAUUAGUAAAAAAUAUGAUGAAAUUAAUCUGAUACAAGAGUAGCUCGUUCUGGUCGGUCACACCAAAAACAAUGGACUCUUACUACAAUAGAAAGUCCGGCGGAUUGAGAGGGUUCGGUGGGGGCCGCAAAGCGUCGCUGGCGUCGUUCGGGCCGCUCUCGCCCGUGGCGGAAGACCGCGAGACGUUCACAUACGACGAGGCGAUCAUCGAUGCGCAGCUCGACAAAGCCCUUAGCGCCAUCGUCGUCGACGACGUCAACAGUCUCUUGGCCACGCUCUCGAACGGUCUUGACGUGACGUCAUUGUACGACAUCGUGUCGCACGCCUCUGUCCUGCCUGACGUGUCCCAGCUGAAGCCUGGCUGUGGACUCAGGACUUCUUUGGCCGUUGGUUUGAGGACUUCUGCUGGCGCUGGCGGUGGGUUGAGGACUUCUGCUGGCGCUGGCGGUGGGUUGAGGACUUCUGCUGGCGCUGGCGGUGGGUUGAGGACUUCUUCAGGAGGUGGUGGGCUGCGAACUUCAUCUUCAGCGUACAGCUUGGCGAGCAAUGCAGAUUCUCGCGACACCUUGAUGGAUUCUGGCGUUAGCGACGUGAUGUCUGUGAGUUACGCGUCCUUGUCGCGGGCGGUACGGGGCGAGGUCGCUGGCAGGACCACGUGCGCCCUGGGACCACUUGUGCGCGCGACGCUCCUGCACGUCGCAAGCGUACAUAACGCGCUCAAAUGUGCCAAGUUUCUUGUACAUCUCGGGGCCUCCCUGGACGGUCAGUAG